AUGGCGCCUCCCACCGAGCUGGGCCGCUAUAGAAUCUUGUCUUCUAUUGCGGGGAUUCGUGUUUCUCCCUUGCAGCUUGGGACAAUGUCCCUCGGAGGGGUGUGGUCACAGGUCAUGGGCAGUGCUGGCAAAGAAGAGUCCUUUAAACUCCUUGAUGCUUACGUCGAGGCUGGGGGGAAUUUCAUUGAUACGGCCAACAACUACCAAGACGAACAGUCCGAGAUCUUCGUGGGAGAAUGGAUGAACCAAAGGCAGAAUCGAGACCAGGUUACGCUCUCAUACAAACAGCACGAAAUUGGGGCAGGCACCGCUAUCAACUUCUCCGGAAACCAUCGUCGAAGCCUCCAUAUGUCAGUCAGAGACUCUUUGAUGAAACUUCAGACUCAGUGGAUCGAUAUUCUGUAUCUCCACAUGUGGGACUGGUCAACUUCGAUCCCCGAAAUAAUGGACUCUCUGCAUUUCCUGGUACAGCAAGGCAAAGUGCUGUAUCUUGGCGUGUCUGACACGCCGGCGUGGGUCGUCGCUGCGGCCAACGAAUACUCCACCUCCCGUGGAAAGACACCCCAAGAGAUUGAGAUGAGUGAGGCGCUUAAGGAGGUAGCCAAGCAGCAUGGGGACGACGUAUCCAUUACGGCUGUCGCUCUGGCAUACGUGAUGCACAAGGCCGGCCGAGUGUUCCCAAUCUGCGGAGGCCGCAAGGUGGAGCAUCUCAAGGAUAACAUUCGCUCGCUCGAGCUUGCAUUGACUCGUGAGCAAGUAGAAAAGCUUGAGACCACUGCUCCUUUGGAUAUUGGUUUCCCGGGCAACUUUAUUGGGGAUGACUCAGCCGUAACAGGCAAGACGAACCCUUUCAUCGACAACGUUGCGCCCAUAUCCUGGUCGACGGGUCCGAAACCCCUCCAAGAGAGCUGA
Fusarium vanettenii 77-13-4 is the source of this 912-nucleotide messenger RNA. RefSeq lists its product as uncharacterized. NCBI's taxonomy places the organism in Eukaryota, Fungi, Ascomycota, Sordariomycetes, Hypocreales, Nectriaceae. Bases 1 to 912 code for a protein of 303 amino acids. The record is from RefSeq and is a predicted model, not a curated record. The transcript has 5 exons.